Neodiprion virginianus is the source of this 1963-nucleotide messenger RNA. It is a transcript of the gene CCT3, whose product is annotated as T-complex protein 1 subunit gamma. NCBI's taxonomy places the organism in Eukaryota, Metazoa, Arthropoda, Insecta, Hymenoptera, Diprionidae. The transcript is spliced from 4 exons. Gene Ontology annotation, molecular function: ATP-dependent protein folding chaperone; ATP binding; ATP hydrolysis activity. Gene Ontology annotation, biological process: protein folding. The record is from RefSeq and is a predicted model, not a curated record. Gene Ontology annotation, cellular component: chaperonin-containing T-complex. The coding region runs from base 125 to 1777 and encodes 550 amino acids.
UUUAUCCGAUGACUGAAACCAUACCCACGUUUCUUCUAGAACAGUUCGUCUCACGCGAGAUUCUUGAGCUGAACGCCCGCCUUCGAUAUUUAUUGGGAAGUUCGAACAGCGUGUGCAGUGAAAAAUGUUUGGUCCAGGGUCAGCGCCUAUUGUGGUUUUGAGCCAAAACACAAAGCGAGAUGCGGGCAAGAAAGUUCAACGUGAAAACAUCCAAGCCGGCAAGGCUAUCGCUGAUGUUAUCAGAACAUGCCUUGGGCCUCAGGCUAUGCUGAAAAUGCUGAUGGAUCCAAUGGGUGGGAUCGUAAUGACCAAUGAUGGAAAUGCCAUUCUUCGGGAAAUCACAGUUCAACAUCCAGCUGGUAAAUCGAUGAUUGAAAUUGCGAGAACCCAGGAUGAAGAAGUCGGAGAUGGGACAACAUCGGUAAUUGUAUUAGCUGGAGAGAUCUUAGCUACUGCUGAACCGUUUUUAGAACAAGGCAUGCAUCCCACAGUAAUAAUCAGAGCGUACAGGCAGGCUUUAGAAGAUAUGAUAACCAUUCUGAAUGAUGAAGUCAGCACUGAAUUGGAUCGGAAUGAUAGAACAAAGCUAGCACAAGUAGUCAAAUCAUGUGUUGGGACUAAAUUCAUCGGUCGCUGGGCAGAACUAGCUUGUGACAUUGCCUUGGAUGCAGUCCACACUAUUAUGCUUGAAGAAAAUGGCAGACGAGAGAUAGACAUCAAGCGGUAUGCCAAAGUAGAAAAGAUUUCAGGUGGCAGCAUUGAAGAUAGUACAGUAUUGAAGGGUGUUAUGGUUAACAAAGAUGUAACUCACCCAAAAAUGAAGCGCUACAUUAAGAAUCCAAGAAUUGUAUUGUUGGAUUGUCCGUUGGAGUACAAAAAGGGUGAAUCCCAAACAAAUGUUGAGAUUCUAAAGGACACAGACUUCACAAGGAUAUUAGAACUGGAAGAGGAACAUGUAAAGAAAAUUUGCGAUGACAUCAUUGUUUUGAAACCAGAUGUCGUAUUUACUGAAAAAGGCGUGUCAGACUUGGCUCAACACUAUUUGUUGAAAGCUGGAAUAACUGCUAUUCGCAGGAUGCGAAAAUCUGAUAAUAAUAGAGUUGCCAGGGCUUGUGGAGCAACUGUUGUCAAUCGCACGGAAGAACUUCGUGAAGAAGACGUAGGAACUGGUGCAGGGUUAUUUGAGAUAAAAAAACUUGGAGAUGAGUAUUUCUGCUUUGUCACUGAAUGUGAGAAUCCCAAAGCCUGCACCAUUAUUUUACGUGGUGCCAGUAAAGAUGUGCUAAAUGAAACUGAGAGAAAUCUACAAGAUGCUCUUCAUGUUGCCAAAAAUUUAUUGGUGGAGCCAAAGCUAGUUCCAGGUGGUGGUGCGGUGGAAAUGGCAGUGUCUCGUCGUCUCUCAGAAAAGGCUUCAGGCCUAGCUGGCAUUGAGCAGUGGCCUUAUAAGGCUGUCGCACAGGCUUUGGAAAUUAUCCCGCGGACUUUGGCACAAAACUGUGGUGCAAAUACGAUCCGUACUCUGACAGCCCUGCGUGCAAAGCAUGUUACCGCAAGUUCUACUUGGGGAAUUGAUGGCGAGACAGGAUUAUUGGUUGAUAUGAAAGAACGUGGCAUAUGGGAACCACUAGCGGUAAAGCUUCAGAUCUACAAGACUGCAGUUGAGACAGCAAUUUUAUUGUUGAGGAUUGAUGAUAUUGUGUCUGGUAGCAAAAAGAAGGCUGAUGACAAUGAGGCACCUAAACCGAGUCAACUUUCAGAGGAGUCCAUGAAAGAUUAACUUGCUCCUUGAAAUCAACCCUAUUUCUUAUCGCAUCUUAUUAAUGCUUAGCUUUAAAAGAUUACACCAUCGGUGUUACUCAAUUCUAAUUACUUAUUAAUUCAUUCAGCGUUUUUGAAUUAUACAAUAUCGUUCCACAGCAUUGUAAGCAUUUUCACUUGACAAAAAUAAAUAUUUAAAUACUGA